Molecule: messenger RNA, 384 nt
Organism: Malus domestica (apple)
Lineage: Eukaryota; Viridiplantae; Streptophyta; Magnoliopsida; Rosales; Rosaceae
Product: rust resistance kinase Lr10-like
Biological process (GO): protein phosphorylation
Molecular function (GO): ATP binding; protein kinase activity
Source: RefSeq, a predicted model, not a curated record
AUGGGAUAUAUUGCUCCUAAGUUGUUCUACAAAAAUAUUGGAGGUGUCUCAUACAAGGCCGAUGUCUAUAGUUUUGGAAUGUUGUUGAUGGAAAUGGCAAGCAGAAGGAAGAAUUUGAAUGCAACGGUAGAGCAUCCAAGCCAAAUCUACUUCCCGAUGUGGGUAUAUGAUCAGUAUAUUGUGGGAAAUGACUUGGAAAUAGACAAUGUUACAGAGGAGGAAAAGAAAGUGAUAAGAAAGAUGGUUAUAACCGCCUUGUGGUGUAUUCAAAUGAAACCAAGUGAUCGCCUUUCGAUUUCCAAAGUUGUCGAAAUGCUUGGAGGAGAGAUUGAAUGUCUGCAAAUGCCUCUCAGGCCUUCUGUAUGCCCCAAGAGACAGUUGUGA